Xenia sp. Carnegie-2017 is the source of this 1622-nucleotide messenger RNA. RefSeq lists its product as uncharacterized. NCBI's taxonomy places the organism in Eukaryota, Metazoa, Cnidaria, Anthozoa, Malacalcyonacea, Xeniidae. Bases 140 to 1303 code for a protein of 387 amino acids. The record is from RefSeq and is a predicted model, not a curated record. The transcript is spliced from 5 exons.
AGCCAUUUAAACGGCACAAGUCCAAAACAAAGAUCACAAUAUCAGCAUAUAACGUCGCGAGUGUUACAACGACAUACAUAAACAGAGAGAGCUACUAUAAUAACUGAUCACUUUAUAGCUCUAUCUCGUGCUCAUCAAAAUGGCUCGAUUUACUGAACUAAUUUUUUUCACUAUUAUCGCGUUGGCAUUGUGCGCAGGGCUGCCGGGAAGAUACCACGGGAAUAGAAAACAGUCUGGCCAAGCAAAAUGUAUUGACAGUCUAAACAUAUCCGAUUUCAAGAUUAUUCCUUUGUACGAAAACGUCACGUUGACUUGUCCGAUCAGCUCAGCGCAUGUUUCAUUUUUAAAAAACUGUGCGAAAAUGAAAGAUGGCAGCAAGUUCGUUUCGGGCAAAUCGUUAACGAUUCGCCGCUUCACAUGGAGGAAUAACGCCUUGUACACAUGUCAAGGAACUGAUCAAACGGGAAAGCUCGUUGAGUAUUCUUGGCUUCUUCACGUAAAAUUAAAUUUACAUAAGCCCUUGACUAAAGAAAGGCCACUGGGAAGUUACAUCUUUAUAUCUUGUUCAUACAGCUAUGACGUUCUAUACCAUUCAAAUGAUCGAAAUGGCCCCAAAAAUCGAGUGCCUGUAACUCGUGUCAAAUCUUUUUUCGGUGGUAUUUAUGAAUUGCGCCAGUUAAAGUUGAAAGAUUCUGGGUUUUACUAUUGUGGCUCACGUCGAACUUUGAAACUUAUGGUUAGAGACCUUCCUAAAAUUACCGGACAGAGCAUUGUGAUUCCCGGUAAUGACGCUCAAUUAAACUGCAAGUAUGAAGGACCGCAAAGGCUAUCCUGGUAUCUCCAUAACAAACGACUGAAAAGCACAAAGCCGACUGGCAAAAAUGUUAAGCAACAUCUAAAGCUGAAUGUUAAAAAUGUCACCGCAGAAGCAAGAUAUUAUAAGUGCGUCGCCGAAUUUGAUGGAGACUAUUUACAUGGAACUGCUCAUGUCAAAGUUCAAGGCUUUGCUUUUCUACAAAAGCCCGCGAAUCUUGAUGACUACAACAUUCGAAAUAUGUUUGUGAUGUUUAAUUGCAUGACUAAUCAAGGUUCUGAUGCCACAUAUUCACUUUGGAAGAAAUCAUUAUUACUUUUCAACAAUAAUUACAAAGAGGUGAAAAUACCAAGUACAGACGACGGACUUUUUUUUAUUUAUGCGUUGCAAGACGGUGAUCAAGGGAUGUACAAAUGCAGUGCAACGUAUAAAAGUAUUACUAUUCAAUAUGAGUUUAAAGGUGGGAUUAUGUUACCAUCCAAAACAUAAGCUUUCGUACAGAGGUGAAGGAGAUAUACUUUGAAAUGUAAAUAUACGCAUAACAUUUUAUCAUAAAAAUGCAAACGAUAUAGUCCUACUACAUUAACUGAAUUCUCAAUAUAUAAUUUAGAUAAUAGAAAAUUUCACAAUUGUAUUGCGAUUUAAAAAAAAGCUUCUGAAUUGGUUGUACAUACUGCUAUAUGGGAGGGUUAAAAUCAGAGUUUUUUUCUGUUUUAUUUCUUUUGAAAUUUGCCGUCAUCACGGUUUGUAACAUCUAUAUGAAAAUGCAUCUCCACACAACUUUUCUAUUCGCCAUCGGCAGAAUUCA